Vicugna pacos (alpaca) is the source of this 6785-nucleotide messenger RNA. The record is from RefSeq and is a predicted model, not a curated record. NCBI's taxonomy places the organism in Eukaryota, Metazoa, Chordata, Mammalia, Artiodactyla, Camelidae.
GGAGAGGCAGCGGAGCGCGGGGAAGCCGGCUGGGUGGCGGGCGGCUCGGGUUGGCCUCCCGGGUCGGGAUCCCCCCCGGCGGAACCAUGCGGGUGGCCAAGUGGCUGACGGGGCUGCUCUACCAGCUCUCGCUCUUCAUCACCAGGUCUUGGGAAGUUCACUUCCACCCCAGGCAGGAAGCCCUGGUGAGGACACUGGCCUCCUACGAAGUGGUGACCCCCGCGCGGGUCAAUGAGUUCGGCGAAGUGUUCCCGCAGAGCCACCACUUCAGCCGCAGGAAGCGCAGCUCGGAGGCGCCGGAGCCCACGCCGCUCAGGACCCACUACCGAAUCCGCGCCUACGGGCAGCUCUUCCAGCUGAACCUGAGCGCCGACGCGGCCUUCCUGGCUGCCGGCUACACCGAGGUGCACUUGGGAGCCCCAGAGCGCAGGGCCGAGGAGCGCAGCGCGGCGCCCCCAGACCUCCGCCACUGCUUCUACCGCGGCCAGGUCAACGCUCGCGAGGAUCACACAGCCGUCUUCAGCCUCUGUGGAGGCCUGAUGGGAACAUUUAAAGCACAUGAUGGUGAAUAUUUCUUAGAACCUAUAAUGAAGGCAGAUGGGAGUGAACUCGAAGAUGAUCAUAACAAGCCACAUCUUAUAUACAGACAGGAAUUCAAGAGGAACUUUUUUCUGCAGUCUCACAAACCUUGUGAAGUUUCAGAAAGUCAAAUAAAGAAAACCACUUUACCCUUUCAUAACUACAGCAACAUGAAUGAAGAUCUUUCCAUAAAGGAAGAAGUAGUUUUAGGAUACUCUUCAAAAAAUACAUCAUUGGAAGAUGAAAGAAGUCAGUUACAUUCCAGGAGGAAACGUUUUUUAUCAUAUCCAAGAUACGUGGAAGUUAUGGUCACAGCUGACACUAAAAUGGUCCAUCACCAUGGGCAGAAUUUGCAGCACUACGUACUAACUCUAAUGUCGAUCGUUGCAGCAAUCUACAAGGACUCAAGUAUUGGAAAUCUUAUAAACAUAGUAAUUGUAAAAUUAGUGAUAAUUCAUGAUGAACAGGAAGGACCAGUCAUCAGUUUUAACGCAGCCACCACGUUACGCAACUUCUGUUUGUGGCAGCAAACUCAGAAUGUUCUUGACGAUGCUCACCCGUCCCACCAUGACACUGCCGUUCUUAUCACCAGGGAAGACAUAUGUGGAGCUAGAGAGAAAUGUGACACAUUAGGUUUAGCAGAAUUAGGUACCCUGUGUGAUCCUUUACGGAGCUGCUCUAUCAGUGAAGAAAAUGGACUUAGUGCCGCCUUUACCAUUGCCCACGAGCUUGGGCACGUAUUUAACGUUCCACAUGAUGAUAGUUUUAAAUGUAAGGAAACUGGAAUUAAACAUCAGUACCAUGUAAUGGCUCCAACUUUAAAUUACCACACCAGUCCUUGGACCUGGUCAAAAUGCAGUCAGAAAUACAUCACCGAAUUCCUAGACACUGGUCAUGGGGAAUGCCUCCUUGACAAGCCAAAUGGAAGAAUAUAUGACCUGUCUUCACAGCUUCCUGGAUUAAUGUAUGAUGUGAACAAGCAAUGUGAACUUAUGUUUGGUCCUGGAUCACAAGUGUGUCCCUAUUUGAAACAAUGCAGGCGUCUCUGGUGCACGAGCGCAGAGGGAGUUCACAAGGGCUGUCGCACUCAACACAUGCCACUGGCAGAUGGAACAAACUGUGGUCCUGGGAUGCAUUGCCGCCACGGGCUCUGUGUAAACAAAGACAUGGAAACACGUCCUGUAGAUGGCGAAUGGGGACCCUGGGGACCUUACAGUUCUUGUUCAAGAACAUGUGGAGGUGGAGUCAAAAGCACAACCAGGCUCUGUAAUCGCCCCGAGCCAAGAAACGGAGGAAAGUUCUGUGUGGGCCGCAGGAUGAAAUUUCGCUCAUGUAACACUGAUUCCUGUCCAAAAGGCAAGCAAGACUUUCGUGAGAAGCAGUGCUCUGAUUUUGACGGUAAACAUUUCAACAUCAAUGGUCUUUCCCCUAAUGUGAGGUGGCUUCCAAAGUACAGUGGGAUUGCCGUAAAAGAUCGUUGUAAACUCUAUUGUCGGGUUGCGGGAACCACUCACUUCUACCAGCUGAAGGACAGGGUUGCUGAUGGCACGCCUUGUGGGACUGAAACGAAUGACAUCUGUGUUCAAGGCCUGUGUCGGCAAGCGGGCUGUGAUCACGUGUUAAACUCCAAGGCCAGGAGAGACAAAUGUGGAGUGUGUGGUGGGGACAACUCCUCCUGCAGGACAAUGGCAGGUGUCUUCAACAGUGCUCAUUAUGGUUAUAAUGUCGUUGUAAAGAUUCCCCCAGGAGCAACAAACAUUGAUAUUCUUCAGCACAGCUAUUCUGGAAAACCAGAAGAUGACAAUUACCUUGCCUUGUCAGACACUCAAGGGAAUUUCCUUUUGAAUGGCAAUUUUGUUGUAAGUAUGUCCAAAAAAGAAAUCAACGUGCAAGGAGCUAUUUUUGAAUACAGUGGUUCAAACAACUCAAUUGAAAGAAUUAAUAGUACUGAUCGGCUGGAAGAAGAACUUGUUUUGCAGGUUUUGUGUGUGGGUAAUCUGUACAACCCCGAUGUGCGUUAUUCCUUCAACAUCCCCAUGGAAGAGAAGAGCGAUCUGUUCACAUGGGACCCAUAUGGACCAUGGCAAGACUGUACAAAAAUGUGUCAAGGUCUUCAUAGAAGAAAAAUUACCUGCGUACGUAAGAGUGAUCAUACGGUAGUGUCUGAUCAAAGAUGUGACCACUUACCACUUCCAUUGUUGGUGACUGAAAGGUGCAAUACAGACUGUGAACUAAGUUUGAAUAAUGGCACUUGGUAUCGGCUUGUGGUCUCUCAGUGCACAGCCACGUGUGGACAGGGCUAUCAGAUGCGUGCCGUCAAAUGUGUCAACGAGCUACUCAGUGCGGUGUUAGAUGACCGGCUGUGCCACGGAGCUGGUCGCCCCAGCGACAGGCAGGUCUGUACAGUUACACCUUGCCCGAUCAUCCCUAAAAUUGGGGCCACUUCAUUACCAGCUGCUCCCAUGGGGAAGACAGCACAGUGGCGAUAUGGUUCUUGGACCCCAUGUUCUGUGUCUUGUGGAAGAGGUAGUCAAGCCCGCUAUGUAAGCUGUCGUGAUGCACACGAUGGAAUAGCAGAUGAAUCCUACUGUGCCCAUGUGCCCCGACCUGCUGAAACAUCAACCUGUUUUAGCCCUUGUGGAGAAUGGCAAAUGGGCAACUGGUCACCUUGUUCAGCUUCCUGUGGCCACGGAAAAACAACUCGGCAAGUUUUAUGCGUCAGCUAUCAUCAGCCAGUUAAUGAGAAUUACUGUGACCCUGAAGUUCGCCCUUUGAUAGAACAAGAAUGUCACCUGGCAGCCUGCCCGCCCACGUUCAGCCACUUUCCGAGUUCCUCUGAGCAGCCAAGCCAUUUUCCAGGCAGGAAUUUUCCGUUAACUCACAAACCAGAAGAUAAUCAAAAUCAGGGGGUCCACCCAUCACUCAGAGGAAACCAGUGGAGAACAGGACCCUGGGGAUCAUGCUCCAGCAGCUGCGCCGGGGGCGUGCAGCGCAGAGUCGUGGUCUGCCAGGACGAAAACGGACACAGCGCCAGCCACUGCGCCGCGGCCUCCAAACCCCCAGAGGCAAAGCACUGUGAUUCCGGACCUUGUCCUCGGUGGAGCUAUGGAAGCUGGGGUGAAUGUACCCAGACAUGUGGAGGAGGAAUAAAAUCAAGAUUCGUGAUAUGUCAAUUUCCCAAUGGCCAGAUGUCACGAGAGCAAAACUGUGAAAUCUUGAACAAGCCCCCUAGUGUGGCACAGUGUCACGUGCAUGCUUGCCCUGACGAUGUGUCAUGGCAUCGGGGACCAUGGAAAUCGUGCUCAGCCUCUUGUGGUAAAGGUUUAAAGUACCGUGAAGUGCUUUGCAUUGACCAAUUCCAUGGGAAAUUAGAAGAAAAAUAUUGCAGUCAUCUACAGAAACCUCGAACUCAUAAAGCUUGUAGAUCUGUCAGAUGUCCUUCAUGGAAAGCCAAUAGAUGGAAGGAGUGCUCCGUGACCUGUGGCUCUGGAGUUCAGCAAAGGGAUGUGUACUGCCGACUGAGAGGUGCUGGUCGCGUGGCAGAAGAAAAGUGUGAUGGGUCCACGCGGCCUGAUUUUCAGAGACAGUGUUGGCGUCAGGACUGCCUGCAGUACCAGUGGGUGGCAGGAGAGUGGCCAGAUUGUUCAACAUCGUGUAAGAAAAGGGAGAUGCAUCGGCAAGUGAUGUGCAUGGAUGCCCAAAACACUCGUGUGAAUGACAGUUUCUGUGAUCCUUCAACCAGACCUCCUUCAACUAAAAAGUGCAGAAAUUCUCCCUGCAAGUAUAUUGUGGUAACAGGAGACUCCUCACAGUGUGCAGGUAACUGUGGAUUUAGUUACCGACAAAGGAUUACAUACUGCACUGGGAUCCGAUCUACUGAGAAAUCGAAGCUUCGUCAGCUGUGGCCUGUAACCUAUCGAGAAUGCCCCGUGCUGCCCUCCCCUCAAGUGUACAAAUGCAAUUUUAAGACCUGUUUGCACAUGGCCACUUGGAAAGUGGGAACAUGGAGCAAGUGCUCCGUGACUUGUGGAGUUGGGAUAAUGGAGAGAAGAGUGGAAUGCCUGGCUGAAAAUGGGUGGUCCAGUGACUUAUGUUUAAAGCGUUUAAAACCAGACGCUCAGAAGAAAUGCUAUGUCAAUGACUGUAAAAUAUUUACCAGCUGCAAAGAAGUCCAAGUGAAAAAUAACAUUACCAAGGAUGGUGACUAUUAUCUUAACAUUAAAGGAAGAAUGAUAAAGAUCUAUUGCACCGGCAUGACCUUAGAGAACCCCAAGGAAUAUAUAUCUUUGGUCAAAGGGGAAGAAGACAACUUUUCUGAAGUGUACGGCUUUAGACUACAAAAUCCAUAUGAAUGCCCUUUUAACGGAAGUAGGAGGCAAGACUGUGAGUGCAAAAAUGACUACCUGGCUGCCGGGCAUACUGUUUUCAGCAAAAUAAGAAUUGAUCUCACUUCCAUGCAAAUUAAAACUACAGACCUCUUUUUUGCCCGGACAAUAUUUGGAAACGCAGUUCCAUUCGCCACAGCUGGAGACUGCUACAGUGCUGCCAGAUGCCCACAGGGACAAUUCAGCAUUAAUUUGGCAGGGACUGGGAUGAAGAUAUCCAGCACAGCGAAGUGGCUUGCUCAGGGCAGCUAUGCCUCGGCCAUCAUACACAGAUCACAGGAUGGAACCAAAGUCUACGGCAGAUGCGGAGGGUUCUGCGGCAAGUGUGUUCCUCACGCGACUACUGGUCUCCCAAUUCAAGUCAUAUGAAUCGUUCGGAAGUGGGGCCCGUGUGUCCGUCCAGAGAGGAGACAUUCUCUGGAACGUGCAGAUAGCUGGUGCCCAUUUCUUCAGCCUUCCCUUCCUGAGACUUCCAUGUCUACAAGACCUGCGCCUUUGCUUCAAGGUGCUCAUCAGGGAGUCAAAUCACUGCUCAAUUUUUCAAGGCCUUCAAAAUAAUCUGAAUGAUACGCGACUCUAAUUGGGACCCUUUAAAGGACUUAAUAACUUCUGGUAGGAUCUGCAGGGAUGUUGGAGUGAAUUAGACCAAGAUAGCUUUGCUGUUAGCAGCUUGGACUGGACCACAGAUAUGUUAUACCCAUAAAUACACAUGUACAUCUCGGCUCAGUAUCCUGUUGUACAAUGAAAUGUUUAUUUCUGCUUGUUAAAAUGGAGCAAGGAAAGAUUAGGUAAAUGAACUUACUUAAAACUACUGUAAACAUUGUUGAACCUGCCAGGUAAAUAGCAAAUGAAUAGUCACAUCAAAAAAGUACAUAGACAUUAUACUUUCUACUGAUACAGCUUAGAUACCUAGUUUUAUAUUUUCUUUCAUUUUCCAUUGUGUAUGAUGGUGCUUCAAAAAAAAUCACCCUAAAAAUGUGGUAUCAUUUUGUAUUUAAAACAUAUACUUGGGUUGAAUACUAAAUAUGAAAUUUUGUGGGUAUAAUACAGAAGAAGAUAUGAUGGAGUACAUUUUGACUUAAAACAUCUACCUCCAAUUUGAUUGUACUUCUAAGAGCAAUACAUUGUUUUUUCAAUGUUUAUAUUCUGUCCUUUUUAACUCUUACAAAUGUAUAUGUCUACUCUUAAAAAAUCUAUUUUCUCAAAGUUAUGUACUGUAUUUUAUUAGUCAAGUAGAGAAGUCAGAAUUAUUGAAAUUUUAAAGGUCCUGUUUUGGUAAACAUAAAAUUUUGUUUACAUAUGCAAAAUUUUUAUUAGAAAUGUUCAAGUUAUUUUAUAUCUAAAGUUUCUCAAAGCCAGAACAUAAAAGCAUAAAAAAUAACUAUUCAUGGGGAAAUUCUCAGGUAUUAAGAGAUUUUUUUUCAGGUGAAUAAUUUAAUUGUGUAUCAUAUAAUAAUGUGAUUUUUAAAGAAUCAUAGGCAAACAGUAUUUUUCUAUGGCAGUCUACUCUAUAAACUAAGGAAACUGAAUAUACCAGUAGAUUUUUACCAGUAAAUAGUAGUUUAUUAGUUUUACCCACAAAGUUUUUCUUUUCCAAACAGUUACUAGGGGUCUAUUGUACCAUAUAAGGUACUAAAGCAAUUUUGUGCCAAUGUGGUUAGACAAGCAUAUAGGGAUCUCUGUAUCAGAACCGAAGUAUUUUGCACUAUGUGCCCGAAAGCAGUGACAAACAUUAAUACAAAAUGUGUACCAUUGUCUAGAAAUGUUUUCAUUCAUAAGUAAAAUCUUAUAAUUUAUGAACUUUUAAAUAAUAAACAUAUA